GCGGAGUUUUGCUCUCUCAACCAAACUUGACCACGGAGGAGGAGGCGUGGCGGCCAAUAGGCGCGUGACUUGUCCGGAUCUGGCCACUGGGAGUUCACAGAAUCCGCAUAUCCUGGGGCGGGGCUAGAGCGCGGACCAAUGACGGGAGGGCGGCGGCGCCAUCAAGGUAGGCUGUACCGUGGCUGGAAGUUACUGUGCGGCGGCGGCUAAGAAGGCGGCUGUGGUGGCGGCGGCGGUGGCUGAGGCCGUAGCUGAGGCGGCGACGGAGGGAACAGAAGAUGGCAGAUUUUUUGAAAGGACUGCCCGUCUACAACAAAAGCAAUUUUAGUCGAUUUCAUGCCGACUCUGUGUGUAAAGCCUCGAAUCGACGCCCCUCAGUCUACCUGCCCACGCGGGAGUACCCGUCCGAACAGAUCAUUGUGACAGAAAAAACAAACAUUCUUUUGCGCUAUCUACAUCAGCAAUGGGACAAAAAGAAUGCUGCCAAGAAGAGAGACCAGGAGCAAGUGGACCUCGAGGGUGAGAGCUCGGCGCCCCCCCGCAAGGUUGCACGGACCGACAGCCCAGACAUGCACGAGGACACUUAAAACACACUCCCCCAUAGGUGCCUCCUGUCUUGUCUGCUCCUCACCCACCUGCCGUGUGUAAGCGCCCUGCCCACCCCGCCGGCCCACCCACACCCCGCCAUGCACACCACUUCCAUCCUCAUAGGAGCCGAUGUAUUUAUUUUCCUUGAGUCUUUAUUUAUGCUGUAAAAUGUACCGAGCGAUGGUUAAAGGGGACGUCAGACCCAGUAGUGUGAUGUUGGUAGAUGCUUCUUACAAAACAACAUUGUUAUCACCCCCUCCAGAUCCCCUCUUUCUGCCCCCCAGUCCUCCGGAGAACCAGAGCGUGUCUGUGAGGGUCUAGCGACAGGCCAGGCCUCGGCUGGGCGGCUGGGGUGGGACCGUUCUCCCCGCUCCCACUCCACUGGUCUGGCCUUAAACACUUGGCCUUGACUUGAGUUCCACCGAGACCUAUUCUGUGCUCUGACCUUGCUCUGAGCUGGCACCACUGGGAGAAGUCGGCCCUUCUGGAUCUUUCUCUUGUCAUUUUAUCAUGGACUUGUUCGUGCUCCAUGUCCACCCCAAUAAAAGGAUCUUUCCUAUUUGA
Messenger RNA from Rhinolophus ferrumequinum (greater horseshoe bat), 1152 nucleotides. RefSeq names its product DET1 and DDB1 associated 1 (gene DDA1). The transcript is spliced from 5 exons. Gene Ontology annotation, cellular component: Cul4-RING E3 ubiquitin ligase complex. NCBI's taxonomy places the organism in Eukaryota, Metazoa, Chordata, Mammalia, Chiroptera, Rhinolophidae. Gene Ontology annotation, biological process: positive regulation of proteasomal ubiquitin-dependent protein catabolic process. Bases 279 to 587 code for a protein of 102 amino acids. The record is from RefSeq and is a predicted model, not a curated record.